This is a messenger RNA of Hyalella azteca, 308 nucleotides long. Its product is annotated as glutamate receptor ionotropic, kainate 5-like. The record is from RefSeq and is a predicted model, not a curated record. Lineage: Eukaryota; Metazoa; Arthropoda; Malacostraca; Amphipoda; Hyalellidae. The transcript is spliced from 3 exons. Bases 7 to 273 code for a protein of 88 amino acids.
AGUGCGAUGCCGACGGACCUGGCGCUGGUGUACGACGCGGUGCAGCUGUUCGCCAGAGCGCUCAGCGACCUCGACAAGACGCGGGCCAUCGAAGUGCUGCCGCUCAACUGCUCCAAGGAGCAAGUCUGGCCACUUGGAGCCACACUCGUCAACUACAUCAAGUGGGUCAGUCAAGUGCUUCAAGUGGGUCAGUCAAGUGCUGCCGCUCAACUGCUCCAAGGAGCAAGUCUGGCCACUUGGAGCCACACUCGUCAACUACAUCAAGUGGGUUGAGCUGUACGGCUUCUCUGGACUGGUGCGUUUCAACG